Molecule: messenger RNA, 8500 nt
Organism: Betta splendens (Siamese fighting fish)
Lineage: Eukaryota; Metazoa; Chordata; Actinopteri; Anabantiformes; Osphronemidae
Gene: dock4b
Product: dedicator of cytokinesis 4b
Exons: 55
Coding region: 851-6793 (1980 amino acids)
Biological process (GO): cell chemotaxis; small GTPase-mediated signal transduction
Cellular component (GO): cytoplasm; plasma membrane
Molecular function (GO): GTPase activator activity; small GTPase binding; guanyl-nucleotide exchange factor activity
Source: RefSeq, a predicted model, not a curated record
GACUCUCAAAUUAUAUGCUAAACAGAUGGCAAAGCUACGCGUUUACAUCAAUAGCAUUUGCAUCUUCAUCAAGUACACCUAUGGAUUUUUUUCUUUUACUAAAUUAUUAUUUUUUACUAAAGUAAUAAAUCAGGAAAAAUGCUGCCUAGUGGUGGCUAGCUGAUAGCGCUAACCGUCAGUGGCUGUUUUGCUAGCAUCCCCCGGUUUAGCAUGAGACUUACAGUAUCCACUGACUGCUGUGGAGGAAUUAAAGGCCACUGAGCAAUUCUACAAUGUGACCUGAUUACUGACCACUGUCAGACGGGGGAACGACCUACCUCUCCAUGCAGGGUCAGCGCCCUAACCCCGCACUGCAGGGUGGCAUCCACUGAAGCCAUGAGAACCUCCUGUGAAGCUGUGGGGGACUCCUUCAACCCCCUACCUGCCUGCCUGGGGAGGCUUGAGCCUGGGAUAAACACAACCCGUGGGUAUCCUGAACCCCAUUUGCCUGCAGCUGUGUGGAAGAUUAUAACGCUGGGCUAGAGAGGGAAGAGAGGAGGGUAAAAUAAGGACAGAGUACGGGCAUGUGGAGAAGAAAGGAAACAACAGAGAUGGUGGGCAGCAGCUGGACAUGAUUACGAUUCCCUCACCCACUUGCUCACCCUCUCAAUCUUUCACUCAGGCCUGUGCACGUGAAGGCAGCAAUCCUCCGUACCACUACCAGGAGCAGCAGCAUCGGCGGCAGCAGCGCUUUCUCCCUCUGUAACCUAAACAAUGAGUCCUACUACAGACCGGAGCAACGCACGCCAGUAGAAUGCGUUACGCGGCACCAGAACCCUUCGUUUCGCUGCUUCUUCGACCCAUCACCUAAAUGAACAUGUGGAUACCCACGGAGCAUGAAAAAUACGGCGUCGUGCUGGCCAGUUUCCGAGGCACCGUCCAGCACGGCCUGCCGCUGGAGAUUGGAGACACGGUGCAAAUCCUGGAGAAAUGUGAAGGCUGGUACCGCGGGUUCAUCCUGAAGAAUCCCAACGCCAAGGGGAUUUUCCCGUCCAGCUACAUCCACUUGAAGAAUGCCCACAUUAAGAACAAAGGGCAGUUCGAGACCGUCAUCCCCGUGGAAGACUCCGUCAUCACAGAGAUGACGUCAACGCUGCGAGACUGGGGCGCCAUGUGGAAGCAGCUCUACGUGAAGAAUGAAGGGGAUUUGUUCCACCGGCUUUGGCACGUGAUGAAUGAAAUCUUGGACCUUAGGAGGCAGGUGCUGGUGGGCCACCUCACCCAUGACCGCAUGAGGGAUGUCAAGCAGCACAUCACGGCCAGAUUGGACUGGGGGAAUGAACAGCUCGGCUUGGACCUGGUCCCCAGACGAGAGUUCAGCAUGGUGGACCCGGAUGAAAUCAGCGUCACGGAGCUUUACAGACUGAUGGAACAUCGGCAUCGUAAGAAGGAGACCCCUGCUCCUGCCAGUACUCAUCACUUGUUCGUCCACGUGAAGAGCCUGAUGAACGCCAAUGUGGGAGAGGAGCUGGAAGUCUUCUUCCACAUUUACGACGGACGGGAGAACCGGCCGCUCAGUGAAAGGUUCUUUGUCAGGCUGAAUAAGAGCGGGUUGCCCAAGUCGCCGGAGAAGACAGAAAGACAAUGCACGCUGUUUGUGGAUUUGGGAAGCAGCGAUCUCCGAAAAGACGUCUAUAUUGUUGUUCAUAUCGUAAGAAUAGGGAGGAUGGGAGCCGGGGAGAAGAAGAACCUGUGCAGCGUACAGUACAGGCGGCCGUUCGGCUGCGCCGUCGUCAGCAUCGCUGAUCUCCUCACCGCUGACUCCAAAGAUGACCACCUGCUCAAGGUUUACGCGUGUAAUACUGAGAGUGAGUGGAACCUGAUCCAUGAGAACAUCAUCAAAAAGGCCAAUUCUCGGUACAACCUGUCUGGAUCCAACACUGGCCUCGCGGUGGCUCUCCAGCUGCUCCACGGCGACAUCGAUCAGCUGAGGCGGGAGUACAUGGUCCUCUUCACCAGGGGUGUGUCCAUCACCAGAAAGCUGGGCUUCUCUGACGUCAUCAUGCCAGGAGAGAUGAGGAAUGACCUUUACGUCACACUGGAGAAAGGAGAGUUUGAGAAGGGUGGGAAGAGCGUGGCCAGGAACGUGGAGGUCACGGUUUACGUGCUGGACAUCGACGGGCAGAUCCUCAAGAGUUACGUGGCUGCCGGCUCGGGCGAACCGGGCGGGGACGAGUACCACUCCUUGGUGCUGUACCACAACAACAGUCCCCGCUGGGCAGAGCAGCUGAAGCUCCCUAUUCCAGUUGACAUGUUUCGGGGGUCGCAUGUCCGGUUUGAGUUCCGACACUGUUCCACGAAGGACAAGGGAGAGAAGAAACUGUUCGGCUACUCCUUUGUUCCGCUCAUGCAGGAGGAUGGUAGGACUCUUCCAGAUGGCACUCAUGAGCUCAUUAUUCACAAGUGCGAGGAGAACACCAGCUUGGCCGACUCGUCGCGCUACCUGAAGCUGCCGUUUUCCAAGGCCAACCUCCCGUCCAACAACCAGACGCUGAAAGGCAUCAAGGAGUCGUUCUGGAUCACCAGCUUCCUCUGCUCCACCAAGCUCACACAAAACGGUGACAUGCUGGACCUGUUGAAGUGGCGCGCCCAUCCCGAAAGAAUCAACGACAGCCUCUCCAAGCUGAAGGAGAUCGACGGCUCGGAGAUCGUCAAAUUCCUGCAGGACACUCUGGACACUCUCUUUGGCAUCCUGGAUGAGAGCUCUCAGAGAUACGGGCUGAAGGUGUUCGAUUCGCUGGUCCACAUCAUCAACCUCCUGCAGGACAGCAAGUUCCAGCAUUUCAAGCCAGUCAUGGACACGUAUAUCGAGAGCCACUUUGCUGGAGCCCUUUCCUACAGGGACCUGAUCAAGGUACUAAAAUGGUAUGUGGACCGCAUCGUGGAUGCAGAGCAUCAGGAUCAUAUCCAGCAGGUUCUCAAGGCCAGCGAGUACAUCUUCAAGUACAUUAUCCAGUCUCGCCGGCUCUUCUCGUUGGCCACAGGAGGCCAGAACGAGGAGGAGUUCAGAGUCUGCAUCCAUGAGCUCUUCAUGUCCAUCCGCUUCUUCCUGUCACAGGAAAACAAAGGCACGACUCCCGUCGCACAGACCCAGGCCGUGUUCCUGCGGACGUUUCCGGCUGUGUACGGUGAGCUGUUGAAGAUCUUCACAGUGCGGGAGGUGGCGGGCUUUGUCAGGGAGACGCUGGGCAGUCUGCCCACCACGGUCAAUGCAGAGUGCCCCCUGGAGGCCGUGAAGCUGCAGUGCAUCGGCAAGACUGUGGAAAGCCAGCUUUACAUAAACCCAGAUUCUCGAUGCAUCCUGUUGCCGGUGGUGCUCAGAGUCCUCCAAGCCCACAUGCAGGAGCAGAGGGACUUGGUCAUGUGUGCCAGCAUCCUCACCAGCAUGCUGUCCCUCAUCAAAAAGGAGGAAAACGGCACAGUGGAGCCUGUCGUCUCUGAGGAGGUGGAGUUAAUUGUUGAAAGCCUUCUGGGAGUUUUACUUCGGACCAUCCUGGAAAUUAGUAAUCGGCCCCAGUCUACUGGAUCCGCCAUGAGACUACAGUUUCAGGAUGUCACUGGAGAGUUUGUGGCUUGUUUGUUGGCGCUGCUGCGACAGAUGACUGACAAACAUUAUCAGAAGCUGCUACAGGCAUUUAGCAGCAAAGACGACCUGAGGGACUUCCUUCUUCAGAUCUUCACCGUCUUCAGGAUCUUAAUUCGACCAGAAAUGUUUCCUAAAGACUGGACCGUCAUGCGGUUGGUCACCAACAACGUCAUCAUCACCACUGUCCUUUACCUUUCUGAUGCUCUAAGGAAAAACUUCCUUAAUGACAAGUUUGACUACAAGGUGUGGGAUUCGUAUUUCUAUCUGUCCGUCAUAUUUAUCAACCAGCCUUGUCUGCAACUGGAGUCGUUUUCUCCCUCCAAGAGGAAGAAGAUACUGGAAAAGUACGGUGACAUGCGGGUGAUGAUGGGCUGUGAGAUCUUCAGCAUGUGGCAGAACUUAGGGGAACACAAGUUGAACUUCAUUCCAGCCAUGAUUGGUCCUUUUCUGGAGGUGACGCUAGUGCCACAACCUGAUCUGAGGAAUGUCAUGAUCCCCAUCUUCCACGACAUGAUGGACUGGGAGCAAAGACGCAGCGGCAAUUUCAAACAGGUGGAGGCCAGGCUGAUUGACAAGCUGGACAGCCUGAUGUCUGAGGGCAAAGGAGAUGAAACGUACAGGGAGCUCUUCAACAGCAUAAUUCCUCUGUUUGGUCCGUACCCUAGCCUGCUGAAGAAAAUUGAGCGAGAGACCUGGAGGGAGAGUGGGAUCUCGCUGAUCGCUACCGUCACUCGCCUAAUGGAGAGAUUGCUGGACUAUAGGGACUGCAUGAAGCUGGGGGAAGUGGAUGGGAAAAAGAUUGGCUGUACUGUCAGUUUACUGAACUUCUACAAAACCGAGUUAAACAAAGAGGAGAUGUACAUCCGCUACAUUCACAAGCUCUACGACCUGCACUUAAAAGCCCAGAACUAUACAGAGGCCUCAUACACGCUGCUGCUGUACGACGAGUUACUGGAAUGGUCCGACAGGCCUCUCAGAGAGUUCCUCAACUACCCCAUGCAGAGCGAGUGGCAGCGGAAGGAGUACCUGCACCUCACCAUCGUCCAGAACUUUGACAGGGGCAAGUGUUGGGAGAAUGGCAUCAUCCUGUGCAGAGAACUGGCUGAUCAGUAUGAGUCCUACUAUGACUACAGGAACUUGAGCAAGAUGAGGAUGAUGGAAGCGUCUCUCUACGACAAGAUCAUGGACCAGCAAAGGCUAGAGCCUGAAUUCUUCAGAGUCGGUUUCUAUGGAAAAAAGUUUCCCUUCUUCUUACGGAAUAAGGAGUUUGUGUGCCGCGGCCAUGACUACGAGAGGCUGGAGGCUUUCCAGCAGCGGAUGCUUAACGAGUUUCCCCAUGCCAUCGCCAUGCAGCACGUCAACCAGCCAGACCAGACCAUAUACCAGGCCGACGCUCAGUACCUGCAGAUCUACGCCGUCACCCCCAUCCCGGAGAAUCAGGACGUGCUGCAGAGAGACGGAGUGCCUGACAACAUCAAAAGCUUCUACAAGUUCAAUCACAUCUGGAGGUUCAGAUAUGACCGGCCGUUUCACAAGGGAACCAAAGACAAGGAGAAUGAGUUCAAGAGCCUGUGGGUGGAGAGGACGACCCUGACGCUGGUCCAGAGUCUUCCCGGCAUCUCCCGCUGGUUUGAGGUGGAGAAGAGAGAGCUGGUGGAGGUGAGCCCCCUGGAGAACGCCAUCGAGGUCAUAGAGAACAAGAACUUGCAAUUACGCACAUUGAUCACCCAGUGUCAGAGCCGGCAAAUGCAGAACAUCAACCCUCUCACCAUGUGCCUCAACGGGGUCAUCGACGCGGCUGUCAACGGGGGACUGGCCCGCUACCAAGAGGCCUUUUUCGUAAAGGACUACAUUAUGAAUCACCCCGAGGACGGCGAGAAGAUCGGAAGACUGAGGGAGCUCAUGUUUGAACAGGCGCAUAUUCUGGAGUACGGCCUCGCUGUGCACGAGAAGUUCGUCCCCCAGGACAUGAGGCCUCUGCACAAAAAGCUGGUGGACCAGUUUCACCUGAUGAAAUCCAGCCUGGGCAUUCAGGAGUUUCCGGCGUAUGUGCGCGCCAGCCCCGUCCACUUCACCAAUGGAAGUCCGCGGCCGUGCAGGAACUCGGUGCCCAGCAUCAUUAGCCCGGAGGGCGGCAGGACGGUCGCAAGGCGGAGCUACCCUGCGGUGAAUCGCUAUUCCUCGUCCUCUCUGUCGUCCCAGGCCUCCAAUGAAGUCAGCAACAUCACUGGGCAGUCAGAGAGCUCGGAUGAAGUCUUUAACAUGCAGCCCAGUCCAUCUACCUCAAGCCUCAGCUCCAACCACUCCGCCUCACCCAACGUCACCAGCUCAGCCCCCUCCAGCGCCAGAGGUUCGCCUCAAAUGGCAGAGAAACACAAGCAUUCCAGAGAAAAUGCCUGCUUGUCUCCGAGAGAGAGGCCAGUCAGCGCCAUCUUCCCCAACCCGCUGGACCCUGCACAGAGAGCUCCUCCUCAUCAGAUAGGUGAUACCACUCUACCAAGAAGUGACCCCAACCUCUCAGCACCAGACAAAGUGAGACCCACACCCAGUAGCUGGAGCCUAGACAGUGCCAAAGAGGGCGCUCCAUCCUUCUCUGACUCUGCUGGCAAGUUGCUAUGCCCUCCCGUGCCUCCUAGGCCACAUUACUCAGCAGGCUCCUCGGCUAAAAGCAUGGGGUCGCAGUCACCUGUCCCCACUUCCAGAUCGCCGCAGAAGACCAUCGUGCCACCUUUCACCCCUUCACCCACCGAGUGCCAGUCCACUAGCCUGGUCUCCAACUCCCCGGUCCUGUCCGGGAGCUACAGCAGUGGCAUCUCCUCCCUCAGCCGCUGCAGCGUGUCAGAGGCCUCGGGCACCGAGCUGCCGGCAGGCGAUCACGCGCCCCAUCCUCUCCCACCGCCCGCCACCUUGCCCACCUCCGUCUCCAGCUCGGAGGAGCCCAUCCGGAGGGAGAACAAGACUCCGCCUCCCUACAGCGUGUAUGAGAGGAACAACCCCCGGCGGCCCGUCCCGCUGCCCCACAGCCUCUCCAUCCCCCCGCAGACGGACGCCCCCGCCCUGCCGCCCAAGCCUCACCAGCUUCGCACAGGCAGCAUGAAGCUGGACGGGACCUCAGAUCCUCGAGUCCCAAGACCGAGGCCUCUGCCCAGGAAGGUGUCACAGCUAUAGGUGCUGGUUGAGGCCGAUGGAAGGAGGCGGAAGAAACACACUGGCGUAUUUUGCACUUUUCUACUGGGCACUCCAUUUUUUUUGUCUCUUCAGUGUGGCAUUCCCGAUCAAAACUCCAGUGAAAGAUUCAAGCAUACACAUUAACAGUCAGGAAACUGGCUGUAUUCAGCAGAGGCAUUGCAUUGACUUGGAUGUGGUCAUCCUGCACUUUCAGCUUUCGACAUAAAACUGGUUCCCAUCAUCGCUCACAUCAUCAGAACACUUCAGACAAACCGUUUUGAUAGAUGUGAUAAUCUCCAAUCUAUGUAUAUUGGUAUAAAUGAAAAUUGUUUUUGCCUUAAGUAUUGAAAAAAGAGUCUUUUAUUCAUGAGUCUUGCACGCUUUUUUUAAAGAAACUGUACAUUUGUAUACUUUAUGGCUAUAAAGGUGCUAGAAGCCUCCAGUAUGCAUUGCAGUCAAGUGUUGUAGACAAGGGUGUGUUCCUGAGUUAUCAUAUCUGCACACACAAUAGAAUCAAACAUUAAACUAAAAUAAAUGUAACUUGAGCACAGUAAUACUAGGAAUCCUGAGGCUUACAGUGAAUCUCUACCUUAAUAACCCAAUCUACUGCCUAUUUCUGUCCUAGAAUCCUAAAAUCAACCUCGUACUGUUUACCAAGUGAAAAAAUCACAAUCCUGGACCAAACACGUGAGCAAGUGGGAGUGAAACUGCAUGUUUGUUAAACAGCUGGAAUAUAUCAUCGACCAUUUAUGUGAAUGCACCCUCAUUCCUUCUGCAUGAUGUACUGUACAUGACAAUGGAUCUUUAGGGGGAUUUGUGCCAAAGGAUAAUGAACAAUUUGCUGUAAAGACACUUUUGUUCUGUUUUGCUGGUCCUGGACUCAAAUGCUUGCAUAUUUUCCGCUAAAAAGGUGUUUUAGGAAAGAGAUCUUUUAACACAGUUAUACCCACAAAUUCCAAUUAAACUGUAACCGAUCCGUUGUAAAGCACAAACAAGAUUUUAUUCUGUGUGACCAGUACUGUUAUUAUAAUCUCGCUAUUGAACAGAGCAGUAAUUGGAAGAGAGUCUCAGUGUCAGCAGUGACCUUAAAACACGAGGCCUGACACUCUCCUGGAAAAAUAUUUACAGACUAAUCAUUGUCAAAUAUUUGUACAGUUAAAAUUUACUUUGCGUUUAAUUAAAAAGACGGACGUGAGUUGACUGCUCUAUAAACACAUUUCAACCACUGCAUAGUUGCAGUGCACUAAGAGCUCAGUUGCAGACGGAUAAUACACUGUAGAACAGAGCAAAUAUUGCCAUAAAAUAAUUCAUUUUUAAAUUUCAUGUCACAUUUUUCGGGGGGAAUUAGCUUUAGUAUUGUUUGUAUGCCUAAUUUUUUGUAUGGUUAAUUUACUUUCUGAUUUGUUGUGAAUUUUUGAGAUUAAAUAUUCACCUUAAUCAGUACUUGAGAACUUGUAAAUGAUGAUGAGAUUAAUGUAAGUAUGCCAAAUAUAAAAUUUGUGUAUUACAAUUAAUGUAAAUAUUGUGUUUUUAACAAAAUGUAGCUAUAACAAUUUACAGCUUUGAAUGUAAUGUUGAAGCAGCAAAUUAUUAUUAUAAAUGUUCAAACUUUUAUGGUUUUGUGAGUGUAGACAGACUAAGGUCAUGCGUAAUGACGCCUAACACAUUUAGUUCAAUAAACUGAUAAUAAACUGUAACAUAUCUGGA